UUCGGUGACGCUGCAUUAAGGCUACGAGACAUGGAACUGUUCAGUGAGUGCACGAGUUGUUGUCUCAUUAUCCAUAUAUUUAUUUCUUGGAUCCAUCUUAAUGUCCAUACUAAUGGGGCUUGUCGGCUUGGUCUUCAGUUUGACUUCUCUGACUGGAGCUCAGACGCUCUCCCCAGCUCACUAUCUUUCCCUCUCUGAUAUUGGUCGACUUCAAAACCUCUUCAGCCAGCCCUUCACAGACCUGGAAUCGGCAUACUAUUCUGUUGUCGGUCUCAUUAAACUUGGAAUCACUGUUCCUGAUCACAAGGAUGUAUGUCAGUUCCUGAAUUCCCAGCUUGAUCCUACUAAUGUGGACUCAGUCUUCUUUGCAGCCGAGACCAGCCAAGCCAUAUCCGGAUGUGAGAUCCCUGUGACCAAUGACACGCGAGAUAUGCUACUGGCUGCUGUCAGUGAAGACUCCUCCAUGAUUCAGAUUCAACGUGCUGUGAGUGCACUUAGCUCUUUGGGACUUCCUCUGACCUCUCAGGAGGUUGUUGGUGCACUAACAACUCGCAUCAACAAGGAGGACAGUGUCAUUUCCAUUACGUCAGCUCUGCAAACAGCCACACGCCUGUCUCAGCAGGCAGAACUUGGAAGAAUACUUGAAGAAAUUGAGGAUCUGACAGCACGUUUAGAUGAUCUUGGCGGUAUCUACCUCCAUUUUGAAGAGGGACUCGAGGCCACUGCCUUGUUUGUAACUGCUGCAUAUUCCCUCUCAGAUCAUGUGGAUAUGGAGCCCCCCCUAAAACACGAUCAAGUCAUUCAGCUAGUCAACUCCAUUUUCAGCAAGAAGUCCUGGAACUCUCUAGCUGAAGCCUUCAGCGUCGCAAAUGCUGCUGCCACCCUCUCCAACAACCGUUUCCAUGUUCCAGUGGUCAUCAGCACUCAUGGCCCACCCACUGUAUCGCACAGCCAACCAACCCUGCAGAUCCUUGUUACUGACAUCAUGUCUCAGCCUCUGGCCUCAGCUAAUGUGCAGGUGGAUUCUGCAUAUGCAGUGGCUUCAAAAAGUAUCAUUCUUGCCCAAGCACCAUUCACUCUCAAUGAUGGUGUCUUUGAACUGAACUUCAUGUCCCAGCAGCCAACAAGUGGCUAUUACCAGUUAACUGUUUCUGUGACUGGUGAUAGCAGAUUGAUUGCAAAUCAUGUCGAGCUCAAAGUGAAGGUGUCAACUGAGGUGGCAGUUACCAAUAUGGACCUCUCUGUGGUGGAUAAGGACCAGAGCAUUGGCACAAAGACAACCAGGGUCGACUAUCCAUCAAAGGCCAAGAGCUCAUUCACCGCUGAUAGUCACCAGAACUUUGCCAUGACCUUCCAGCUGGUUGAUGUCAAUACUGGAGUUGAACUUACCCCCCACCAGACUUUUGUCCGUCUGCAUAAUCAGAAAACUGGUCAAGAGGUUGUUUUUGUUGCCGAGCCUGAUACCAAGGGCCUGUACAAGUUUGAGUUGGACGCAGCUGAGCGUAAAACCGAAUUUGCCCUCAUCUCUGGUACCUAUUCCCUGUAUCUCAUGGUUGGAGAUGCCACACUGGAGAACCCCAUCUUAUGGAAUGUGGCUGAUGUUGUGCUCAGGUUUGUUGAUGAAGAUUCUCCAGCUACAAUUCAACCCAAGACUCUUUACGUACCCAAACCAGAGAUCCAACACUUAUUCAGGGAACCAGAGAAGAAGCCUCCUACAGUUGUUUCCAACACGUUCACUGCACUUGUCCUGUCUCCCCUCCUGCUUUUGCUCAUUCUGUGGAUAAAGCUUGGGGCAAACAUUUCUAACUUUAGCUUUUCUCCCAGCACCAUUCUUUUCCAUUUUGGACAUGCAGCUCUCCUGGGCCUGAUGUAUGUCUACUGGACCCACUUGAACAUGUUCCAGACUCUUAAGUACCUGGCGAUUAUCGGUGGUGUAACAUUCCUGGCCGGAAACCGCAUGCUGGCACAGAAAGCCGUGAAAAGAAUUGAGAAAAAAUAGACGCAAACAUUGAACACAAACACUGAAUGGGCACAGGUUUCCACCCCCUGGAGUCGAUCAUCAAUACGUCCCAUCCCCUUGGACUCGAUCAAUACAUCCCAUCUCACUUUGGAACACCAUAGCAUUUGAAGAAUCCGUGUGUGGCCGAAUGGAAGAAAAAUCAGGAACGCCUCUGAGAUCAGAACAGUUCUAUCAGACUGCCCCACUUUGUUGCAACAUGAUCGAUCAUAGCAGUUCAUCUUGCGGGAUUUUGUUGUUAUAACAUUGUCAGUGCUCUUUUUGUUUGUGUGUGUGUGUCUGUGGUUUCUUAAUGAAAUUAAAUACUUUUUUUUUUUUUUUUUGUAACUUACCGUUUGUCUCCUCUGUUUAUAAACAGGCCAGCAGAUCUUACACGCUGAUCUUUACUCACUGUACUUUUACAGUACCAAGUGUUUGAUUGUGUCAAAGUAGAACUUGUUUCCUGUUUGAUACAAAUUUCCACCCCCAAGAUAAAUUGUUCAUAACGUGGAAAUGAAGGAUGUUUCUGUCUUAAGAAAUAAAGAAAUGGUCAAUUGGUGUUCUA
This is a messenger RNA of Syngnathoides biaculeatus (alligator pipefish), 2561 nucleotides long. RefSeq names its product ribophorin II (gene rpn2). Gene Ontology annotation, cellular component: membrane; oligosaccharyltransferase complex. The record is from RefSeq and is a predicted model, not a curated record. Bases 101 to 1999 code for a protein of 632 amino acids. Gene Ontology annotation, biological process: protein N-linked glycosylation. The transcript is spliced from 17 exons. NCBI's taxonomy places the organism in Eukaryota, Metazoa, Chordata, Actinopteri, Syngnathiformes, Syngnathidae.